This is a messenger RNA of Knipowitschia caucasica, 1854 nucleotides long. NCBI's taxonomy places the organism in Eukaryota, Metazoa, Chordata, Actinopteri, Gobiiformes, Gobiidae. The record is from the annotation of a GenBank genome assembly.
AUGUGUGUCUCUAAAGGUGGCGCUACUAAACAAAGGAACUGGAGGGGGAAACCAACAGGUGUCGGGUGCGCGCGUCUGUUUGUCUCCUCUAAACUGAAGUGUGAAGUCAUGGAGAUGUCUGCGCUGCUGCUGCUUCUUCUGUGUCCAGCCCUGGCACUGUCCCAGGUUGACAUCCUCCCUGAUGGCCCCCUGGAGGAGCUGCUGGGGACUGACGCCACGUUCAAGACCCUUCUGCAGAAUCCCAAAUUUGCGUUUAUCAUCUGGAACUUUAACAACGGUAAGGAGCAGAUCCACGUCUCCACUCUGGGCUCUGAGGGAAUGAAAACCAACACUCCGUACGAAGGCCGCGUCGACAUCUCCACAGACGGCCACCUCACGCUGCGAAAGCUUACGGCUGCGGACAGCGGCGAGUACAGCAUCAACGUGAUCUCGGGCUCUGGAGCCACACAGACCGCAGAGAUAGACCUCAAAGUCAUUGAGCCUGUGGCAGAGGUGCUGGUGAAGUCGGACCUGUCUCAGGCUGUAGAGCUGAACUCGACGGUGGUCGUGACCUGCUCGGCUAAAGGCUCCCACCUGAGCUUCAGCUGGAUGAACGGGACCACAGCCGUGAAACAGGACACACACAUCACUGUGACAACGAAGGAGAGCUCCAGCGCCCUUUCUAUCUCCUCAGUGUAUCGCACUGACCUGGCAGGGCCAUUGUACUGCACUGUGUCCAAUUCCAAAUCAACAGAGAAGAGUGAGGCUUUCAACCUCACCGUCCACUAUGGUCCGGAGCAGGUAACCCUCUCCCCUCCCAACCCUCCAGCCUUUGUGGCCUCUGGCUCUAACUUCAGCCUGACGUGUGCCGCCGUGUCCAGCCCCAUGGCCUCUAUCACCUGGCUUCAGGGAGACGUCCAGAUGGAUGUGAUGGGACCUGUACUAACCCUCGACAAACUCAAGACCAUAGACAAAGCUUCGUACAGCUGCAAGGCCUCCAACGCCCAGACUAAGAGGGAGGUGCACUCCGCGGCCGUCUCCUUCACCAUCAUAGACCCCAUCUCUGGUGUCAAGCUUUCAUCCCCGUCUGGACAGCUCAUGGCGGGUAAUAGCUCAGCGAACAUAAGCUGUGCGGCGGCAAAAGGUUCCGUGGAUUCUGUGUCGUGGCUGAAGAACGGAGCAGUGCUGAUCCCUGGUGGCAGCGUGGUUUUCUCUGCAGAUAAAUCCUCGGUGCUCAUCAACCCACUCGAGAAGGAAGACAACGGAGAUUACACCUGCACCAUGUCCAACGCAGUCAGCAGCCAGUCGGACAAAGUCAAGUUGAGCGUCAUCUACGGCCCGGAGCCCGUGCAGCUCAACGGAGACUCCAAAGUGGAGGUGAGUGACAUGGUGACGCUGGACUGUUCUGCUGCCUCUGUCCCUCCGGCGAACUACACCUGGAAGUUCAACGACACCAAAACAGCCGUUACCACGAGUCAGUACUCCAUCCCCAAAGUGACCUACUCCAAUACAGGCACCUACACCUGCGAGGCCUUCAACGCUCUGACGGGAAAGACCAGCAGCAAGAGCCACUUCCUUGUGGUCCGAGCGGAGGGCGAACUGGACGAGGGCCUCUCAGACGGAGCCAUCGCUGGGAUUGUGAUCGGGGCAGAAAUUACCGUUGGAGUCUCCAUAUUAAAGACCGCAACAACCUCUUGGACAAACUGGACUUGUACUGACGUCUCCCUGCUCCUGUCUUCUGCUGUGAACAGACUACACAUCCCACAAUGCACCACUCUGCUCAGGAUGGAGGGAGACAGACUUUUAAACCCCAAGACACUGGAUUCUAACACUGCACUGUGCCGACGUCUUUCCAAUGGUUUAAAAAUGACUUGA